Messenger RNA from Pararge aegeria (speckled wood butterfly), 703 nucleotides. Its product is annotated as glycine-rich RNA-binding protein GRP2A-like. Bases 27 to 278 code for a protein of 83 amino acids. The transcript is spliced from 2 exons. The record is from RefSeq and is a predicted model, not a curated record. Lineage: Eukaryota; Metazoa; Arthropoda; Insecta; Lepidoptera; Nymphalidae.
CUCCCGAACUGACUACUCCUGUCAUAAUGAAAUACCUCCUGUGCGUCAUCCUCGCGGCCGUCGCCCUGAGCGCAGUGUCCGCCGGCUACAUCCGCAGCGGCUGGUACCCCAGCGGCGGCUAUGGCGGUGGCUACAGUAGCGGCUACAGCGGCUACGGUGGAUAUGGUGGCUGGGGCGGUGGCUAUAGCCGUCCGUUGGUGGUGUCCUCCAGCUACAGUGGUUACGGCGGCUACGGUGGUGGCUACGGAGGUGGCUGGUCCCGAGGGGGCUGGUGGUAAACCUGCUAAUACCGACGACACUGCUACCAAAUGAUGACUUUUUUUAUUUUUUUUUAAUGAACAAUUCAAGUCUUCUGACUUACAAUGCUAACACCUAGUCAAAUGCUAAAUUCUUUAGUCCCAUCUUAUUAAAAAGUGUUUCCGCAUGUAUCUUAAAUGAAAAGCUUACACAGCGUUAGGGACUUCAGAAUUGAAGGGAAAGUAAUUAAUAUUAUUCUCUUUAAAAAAAAGUACAAUACUCUUUUCUCAUAAAUAAAAAAUCAGAGUGAUUAAUUAAUGCAGACCUUUACCGUAUGUACCUGUACUUUAUCUACAUGACAGUAAAUACCGUGGACGUGGUAAUUUCAAUCCUAACCUUUAAAGUUUAAGUUAACAUCUAAGGGCGAGGAACAAUUCUUUUAUCUGUGAUUAUGUGAAUAUUUUAA